AUGCCGAUCGGAGCGGCGACCUCCGCCGACCACGCGGCCUCGAGCGCCGACACCGCCAGGGACGCCCGGAUAGGCCAGCAGCACGUCGGCGGCGCCCAGAUGGAUGCCACCGCCUCCAAGUACUCCAAGGAAUGGUACAACACAAUUGUGGAGCAUGUGCAGUCCUUCCUGCAGAAGAUUGGGUUUGACCCAGCAUUCGUGCCUAUCUCGGGCUUGGACAGAGAUAAGUUGACCACGAGGUUAGUCAACAUGGCCUGGUACGAGGGCCUGCUCCUCCCUGAUGCGCUGGACAAGAUGGAAGAGCCCAAGAUGCCAGUGGACAAGCAGCCCCACAAGCAGUCCUUGCGCCUUCCCCUUAUAUGCAUGUACAAGAUUGGUGGGGUAGACACUAUUUUUGGUGGUCGUGUGCAGACUGGUGAACUGAAAGCUGAGAUGAUGAUGACCUUUGGGCCCACUAGCCUUGAGAGGAAAGUGAUGUUGUUGGAAAUGCACCAUGAAUCUGUGUAG
Messenger RNA from Panicum virgatum (switchgrass), 507 nucleotides. RefSeq names its product elongation factor 1-alpha-like. Gene Ontology annotation, molecular function: translation elongation factor activity; GTPase activity. The coding region runs from base 1 to 507 and encodes 168 amino acids. The transcript has 2 exons. Lineage: Eukaryota; Viridiplantae; Streptophyta; Magnoliopsida; Poales; Poaceae. The record is from RefSeq and is a predicted model, not a curated record. Gene Ontology annotation, biological process: translational elongation; translation.